Messenger RNA from Penicillium salamii, 1383 nucleotides. NCBI's taxonomy places the organism in Eukaryota, Fungi, Ascomycota, Eurotiomycetes, Eurotiales, Aspergillaceae. The record is from the annotation of a GenBank genome assembly.
AUGACACGCUCUCAUUCUUCCCCCGAACGCCCCGAUGGCGAUCUACCGACCCUCUCUCAGCACGAAGAUAAGAAAAGUUCUCUCCAAAACGGGGAGCAUCAAGAAGAUCCGUUUGGGGAUGAGGAGGACGGCGAAAUCAGAUAUCGGACAAUGACAUGGUGGCAGUGCAGCAUGAUAAUGAUUGCAGAGACCGUCUCCCUUGGGAUUCUGUCACUGCCAUCUGCCGUUGCGGUGUUAGGUCUGGUACCAGCAGUAAUUCUCAUUGUUGGACUUGGUGUUGUCGCAACUUGGACUGGCUACACCAUCGGCCAGUUCAAGCUUCGAUAUCCGCAAGUGCAUAGCAUGGCGGAUGCUGGAGAAGUGCUUUUUGGGCCCAUUGGUUGGGGCAAGUUCGGCCGGGAAUUCCUGGGAACAGCGCAGCUGCUCUUCUUAAUCUUUGUUAUGGGAAGUCAUCUCUUGACCUUCACGGUGAUGAUGGAUACAGUAACCGAUCACGGCACUUGUUCGAUUGUGUUUGGAAUUGUCGGCCUGAUGGUCUCCUUCACGCUGACCUUACCUCGCACCCUUCGCAAGGUGUCAUGGUUUUCUAUUGCUGCCUUCAUCAGUAUCGUCUCGGCACUCCUGAUCACUAUGAUCGCCCUCGCGGUCCAGCGCCCGGGAGAUGGUAAGGUUGAGGCAACAACGACAGUCAGUCUCUCCAAGGGAUUUUUGGCGGUGACAAAUAUUGUGUUUGCCUAUGCGGGUCACGUCGCCUUCUUCGGAUUUAUAUCAGAGAUGGAAACUCCAACAGAUUAUCCGAAGACCUUAUACUUGCUUCAAAUAACCGACACCAGUAUGUAUGUAGUGGCAGCUGUUGUGAUAUACAUCUAUGGUGGGAAAGGGGUGCACUCCCCGGCAUUGAGUUCCACGAAGCCUAUCACUGCCAAGAUUGCGUAUGGGAUUGCUAUUCCGACAAUUGUUGUGGCUGGGGUCAUCAAUGGACAUGUUGCAGCGAAGUAUGUGUAUGUCCGCCUGUUUCGGGGUACCGACCAUAUGCAAAAGCGAACGCUCCUUUCGGUGGGAUCCUGGACAUCAAUAACACUCACACUAUGGGUAAUAGCAUGGAUAAUAUCUGAAGCAGUACCGGUCUUCAACAAUCUGUUGAGUCUGAUCACCUCUCUCUUUGCAAGUUGGUUUACCUAUGGCAUAAGUGGUAUAUUUUGGUUAUUCCUUAAUUGGAAACAAUACGGGACAUCUGGGCGAAAAAUGGGGUUGACUGUCGUUAGCCUGGGGGUCAUUGCUAUAGGUGCUUGUUUGUGUGGCAUGGGCCUCUGGGUUUCUGGAAAGGCCAUCCACGAUGAUCAAAGAGGCUCUAGCUUUACCUGUGGCGUCAGGGUUGGCUAA